Alternaria conjuncta is the source of this 4836-nucleotide messenger RNA. RefSeq lists its product as uncharacterized. Gene Ontology annotation, biological process: regulation of translational initiation by eIF2 alpha phosphorylation; DNA damage checkpoint signaling. Bases 1 to 4836 code for a protein of 1611 amino acids. Gene Ontology annotation, molecular function: protein binding; eukaryotic translation initiation factor 2alpha kinase activity; ATP binding. Lineage: Eukaryota; Fungi; Ascomycota; Dothideomycetes; Pleosporales; Pleosporaceae. The record is from RefSeq and is a predicted model, not a curated record. The transcript is spliced from 3 exons.
AUGGCACCGCUAAGAACACCGAAGAACAAGAAACAAACGCACAAUGCAUCCACGCCGGGAGACGAUGACAUGGGCCCAACAAGUCCGCUCGGGGAACCGCGACCUUCGCUGGUCUCACACACCUCCGAAACCUACGAGAAGGCACAAGAAGAUGAACGCGAAGUCUUGAAGGCUGUGUUCAUGGACGACUAUGAAGAAUCAGAAGCCAAAGGAGCAUGGAGCAAAACUACAGAUCGCGUGUUGCGCGUCAAAUUGACGUCUUUCUCUAACGAAAAGAUUUCCAUCACGCUUUGUGCGAAGCUUACCGCUACAUACCCCAAGACCCUGCCCGAACUUUCCCUGGAGGACUGUGGCAGCCUUAGGAAAAGCACGUGGGACAGGCUCUAUGGCCUGCUCAAGUCUCGACCUCGUGAACUGCUAGGCGAGGUGAUGAUCUACGAUAUUGCGACGGCCAUUCAAGAGAUACUAGAGGACGAGAUCGCUGUUCGCGAGACGGACGGGACCUACGAGAACCUGGAUGCCGAGCGUGCAGUACAAGAAGCCGCUGCUGUCGAGCAUCUAAAGCAACAGGAGGAAGAGCUACAGAAGAAGCGUGACGAAGAGAAGGCUGAGGAGGAGCGUCUUUUGCAGCAGAUGGUAGGUGACGAAAUGCGCCGAAAAGACAUGUUGGCAAAGCGCAAGAAGCACCGUGUAUCCGCCAAUACUCCGCCUUCGUACUUUCCCAGCGCCGAGGGCAACAACUACAUUUCAUUCGACAGGACGAUCGUUGUCCAGCACGAAGACAUGACCAUCCAAUGCAGUGGUGUUGAGAAUCCGCUUCCGUUACGCUCUGGCCCUUUGACCGAACAGCUAUUGGUAAAACCGGCCGGAAGCACAGCAACGCUUACAUUAGUACUAAAGCGUGCUCGGGUGGGAGGCGGAAACGCUGCUGCUGGCCCACAGCUCAAAAAGGCCGUUAUGGAAUUCGAAGACGAGAUGGAAGAGAUCAAGCGACUGCGACAAGGAGCCAUCAUGGCGGUGCUGGAGUUCAAAGUAGAGCAUCUACCCGAUUCAGGAUGGGAGAUUAGCAUCCUCAUGGACCACGCCGACAAAGGAUCUCUAGGCGAGCGGCUUGCCGACGAUGGACCCCUACCAGUCGCAAGAGUUCGUUCCUGGACCAUCGAGCUUCUAGAAGCACUGGACUUCUACCACCGCAACGGUAUAGUCCAUAAGCGCAUUCACCCUCACAACAUCCUGUUCAAGAGAUCGCCCGGUGGUGGAAUCACAGUACUGCUAGCCGACGCGAGCUUUCAAGGCUCUCUUUAUCAUCUGCGAAGCUUGUGCUGGGAUGAACAGCCGAUGAAAAUUGUAAGAUCUUUUUACUGGAUAGCGCCCGAGCUGUCUCAGGAUGCGCGUCACACCCGCAAGACGGAUGUAUGGGACCUCGGCGUCACGUUCCUUCAGAUGCUCUUCGGCCUCGAUGUGCCUGAAAAGUACAAUUCGCCCAAAGAACUGUCCGAUAUUCUUGGCUGCUCCGAACCGUUACAAGAAGUUCUGCGCAAGUUCUUCAAGCCCGACCCCAAGAAACGACCCUCAGCCUUUGACCUCAUCCCAUGUGAGUUCUUGCGCGACGAUGUAGACGUAUACGAGCGACCCUCCACACCCGUACGUUCGAGGAACUCUUCAACUUCAUUGGGUCGGUAUAGGCUGCGACGAGAGUCCUCCUCUGGUGUUGUUCCGUCAUACUCACGAUACGCGAAUGACUGGGCCGAACAAGGUCGCUUGGGCAAGGGCGGGUACGGCGAAGUCGUAAAGGCCCGCAACAAAGUGGACGGUCGUCUUUAUGCUAUCAAGAAGAUCAAGCAGAAGUCUGCUGCAGCGUUAAGCGAAGUCCUUUCGGAAGUCAUGCUACUUUCGCGGCUCAACCACAGCUGUGUGGUACGUUAUUACACCGCCUGGCCAGAGGCCGAAGCAGAUGAUUACUAUGACUCGGCAACAUCAGAUGGCGACGAGUCUGACUGGGAAUCGGACGUUUCUCCAGGCACGACUACGACUGAUGGUGGCGGUCACGGAAGAAGCACUGGAGGUUUAGACUUCAUUAGCUCCAGUGGAUAUCCCAAGAUCGAAUUUGGGUCUGACGCAGAAUCCGAAGAUGACGUCGGUGCAGUAAUCUUUGGCUCCGACUCAGAAGAUGAGGCAAGCAUAGGACCACUCUCGCCAGUCAAGAAACGCGCCAUGUCCGACUCAACACCCGCAAAGCCCUCGAGGUCAAUCUUGUACAUUCAAAUGGAGUUUUGCGAGAAGCAGACACUCCGAGAUUUGAUACGCACCGGACUUUAUGACGAUCCCGACGAGUACUGGAGAUUGUUCCGACAAAUUCUCGAAGGGCUCGCUCACAUCCAUGGCCACGGUAUUAUCCAUCGUGACCUCAAACCUGACAACGUCUUCAUCGACAUGGCCAAGGUGCCUAAGAUCGGUGAUUUUGGAUUAGCCACCAGCGGCCAAUAUCAGAGGCCUGAUACAAAGUCCUCCAAUGGUACACAGGAUGGUGGCGACAUGACGCGGAGUGUCGGUACUGCGCUUUAUGUUGCUCCUGAGCUCAGCUCAACCGUUAUUGGCGACUACAACAACAAGGUGGAUAUGUACUCCAUGGGCAUCAUCUUCUUCGAGAUGUGCUUUCCCUUGAGAACUGCCAUGGAGCGCGACAAAGUCAUCCGAUCGUUACGCGAGCGGAAACACGAUCUUCCGCAAGAGUUCGAGACGCCGGAAAAGUCGUUGCAGGGUACCAUCAUCAAGUCUCUCAUCAGCCAUCGCCCUUCAGAGAGGCCCGGAUGUACGGAGCUUUUGAGAAGCGGCAAGGUACCCGCUCAGAUGGAGGACGAGGCCGUCAAAGAAGCGCUCAAGGCCCUGUCCGAUCGAAAUUCGCCUCACUAUGCAAAGAUGAUGGCCGCUCUUUUCUCACAAAAGCCCGAUACGCAAGCAAAGGACCAUGCAUGGGAUCUGAGCGCGACCACUCAGAAGAUCAAGGCUAAUGAUGUGCUUCUGCAGAAUCUAGUGAGGGACAGAUUGGCCAUGGUCUUCCGGAGCCACGGCGCUGUUGAGAUACAACGUCAAGUUCUACUACCCUGGUCCGACCAUUAUGCGGACACGAAGGUCGUCAAGCUUUUUGAUCCUUCUGGAACCCUAGUCCAGCUACCUUACGAUCUGACAUUGCCGUACGCACGUAGCAUCGGUCGAGGUGGAGCGUUCCUAGAGAAGACUUUUACGAUCGGUCAUGUCUACCGUGACGACUACACCGGAAGUGCUCCACGUAGUAACGGCGAGGCAGACUUCGAUAUAUUGUCCUACGAUACGCUCGACCUCACUUUGAAGGAGGCAGAGGUUCUCAAGGUCGUCGAUGAAAUCAUCGAUGAGUUUCCUUCAUUCAGAUCAACGCAGAUGUGCUUCCACCUGAAUCACGCCGAUCUGUUAGAUAUGAUCAUGGAGUUCUGCAGAAUCAGUGUCCCAAAGCGCGCGGCAGUCAAGGCAGUCCUUAGUAAGCUGAACAUCGGAAAGAACAACUGGCAGUUGAUACGCAACGAACUACGGUCCUCCGACAUUGGCAUUCCAUCAACAUCGUUAGAUGAUUUGGCACGCUUCGAUUGGCGCGACACCCCAGAAAAGGCUUUUGCGAAGCUGCGGCGACUAUUUGAAGGCACCAAGUACCUUGAUCGGACUCACGUUGUCUUUGCACACCUAACCUCUGUUAUCAAUUACAUGAAGUUAUGGGGCGUGAAGCGCAAGAUCUACAUCAGUGUACUGAGCAGCUUCAAUGAGAAGUUCUAUUCCGGUGGCAUUCUCUUCCAAUGUCUGUUCGACACAAAGCAGAGGGAAGUGCUUGCUGCAGGUGGCCGGUACGAUAAGCUGAUCGAAGAAUACCGCCCGAGAGGCUCGAAUCAUGCACAUCCAGCGGCUGCUUACCACGCUGUUGGUGUAAACUUGGGGUGGGACAGACUCGUCAACUCCAUGAGCCGAUACAUCAAGAAGCCUGAGAAGUCAACGUUCUUGCGGAAGCACGCUGAAGAAGAUACGCCAUCCAUCUCUUGGAUGCCACGACGCUGCGACUGUCUAGUGGCUAGCUUCGAUCCGAACGUCCUCCGUUCCACUGGCAUCAAAAUGGUAGCAGACCUCAUCGCCCAUGGUUAUACCGCCGAACUCGCCGUCGAUGCGCACUCCAUCGAAGACAUUUUACGUCACUAUCGCGAAGACAGACAUAGCUGGGUUAUCGUCAUCAAACACGGCGUCGCCCCUGACAAGCCGGAGCUCAAGGUCAAAUCCAUCGCAAAGAAAGAAGACACAGAUUUGCGCAGUACCGAUCUUCUCAACUACCUCCGCAACGAGCUCCGAGACCGCGAAGAACGCGAAGGGAGCGCAGCCCGCCUCAUCAAGGCUCCGCCACCAACCUCAAGCAACACUUCCAACGCGUCAAAAGCGAAUGUCGACGUCCUCAUUGCUCAACAUCGAUCCAAGAAGAGCAACAAAUGGUCUAUCGUUGAGGCUGCACAAUCGCGAUCGACAGAUCUCCUUUCCGCGUUCCAAUCCGCACCCAUCGCUGCUAUCGAGUCAAAGGAAGAGGUCAUGAAUCUGCUCAAGGAGACGCGUCUCAGCGAUCCGGACUCGUGGCGUUACUUCAUACAAAAGAUGCCGCUUGCUGAGAGGAAGUAUCUGCAAGAGCUGCAUGACUUACUGCUGGGCUAUAGGGCGAAGUGGGUAGAGAACAAGGGUGAAGGUGGAUCAAAUGGAGAAGGGGCUGUGGGAAAGGCUUUCGUGUACAAUUUCAGGACUGGAGGGUGCUUGCUGUAUGAUUUGGAGAGUUGA